UAAAGGGAGAACAAACAGAAACUACAUACUGUAGGUCAUUAGCCCUCCCGGCUUAUUCAUACCCGUGUCAUAAACAUGCCAAGGUCCACUCUAAGAUUGACCUGUGUCAACCGAUAAAUAUACGUGUACUCCACUAAGUAAUCCCGUCCUGUUGCCCGUAGUUCAUAGCCAAGUUCACGCUAUCCCCAUUCCGGUCGCGCUUCGCAACAUCACAUCGUCAUCAAUCCAUUUAUCUAUCAAACAUCUGCUUCUUCGCCCUCUAGGCUCGAGUCAAUCAACAAGCUCUAGUUAGGUAAAUAUGGCCGACUGCGGACUCCCAUUUCCCGUCGUCUGCAUCCAAUGCGGUCGAGGCGUUGGCCUUUGCGGCAUCAAGAUCAUCGGCCCAACUAUUGGCUUCUGCGUCGCUGUGCUAGCCGCAAUUAUCUGCUGGCCUAUCGCACUUCUGUUCUGCUGCUUCACAGAGACGGGAAAGAAGUGGUUUUGGAAACCGUGCGACAUUAAUGCGAAAGUAUCAGACAUGUUUCCUAUCUGACCAGCAAGGGAAAGCCAUAAGCCUCAGAGUUAUAAUACUUGUGUUUCCUUAGGCCACGGCAGAAGGGGUUUGUUAGUUCGAGGGCAAGGCAAUGAGUCGGAUCGCUAGCAAGCACCCAGUGAUAAGAUCAAACUUCUUAAUGAUAAUGCGGCUUCUUACGUCAAGAUAGAUAACCUUAGAGGUAUUAAACUAAUUCAAAGUCAGUCAAAAGCCACUAUUGUGCGAGAUAACUACAUCAUACUGGAGUCUACACGUGGAGAUAUGCUUCGUUUUUGGUUUACAACUUUAGCAGAACUUGUCCUACAGCGGCAGUCAGAUGUAGUCCCAAAGACAGCAUUCAUAACUACAAGCUAUCAGAGCCACAUAAAUUGACAGCUCCACGUGUUGC
Messenger RNA from Daldinia loculata, 920 nucleotides. RefSeq lists its product as uncharacterized. Lineage: Eukaryota; Fungi; Ascomycota; Sordariomycetes; Xylariales; Hypoxylaceae. The record is from RefSeq and is a predicted model, not a curated record. The coding region runs from base 299 to 532 and encodes 77 amino acids. The transcript is spliced from 3 exons.